Betta splendens (Siamese fighting fish) is the source of this 6601-nucleotide messenger RNA. It is a transcript of the gene dse, whose product is annotated as dermatan sulfate epimerase. The record is from RefSeq and is a predicted model, not a curated record. Lineage: Eukaryota; Metazoa; Chordata; Actinopteri; Anabantiformes; Osphronemidae. Gene Ontology annotation, molecular function: chondroitin-glucuronate 5-epimerase activity. Bases 2008 to 4884 code for a protein of 958 amino acids. The transcript has 6 exons.
AGUUUCAGGUGACUCUUCUGUUUGGUAUUUCUCGUCCUAGAUCUGCCUCUGGACUACAAGUUCCCCAGGUUUUCACCAGACGAGCCCUGCACCACCGGCUAUUAUCCCAGGCCUCCGGAUUCUUUGCUGAAGAGGCGUGAGAGUAUGUCGUAAAAGAGAAAAAAAAGCUCUCUUGCCCCCUCUGCCUCAGGAGAGGAAUGUGCCUGUAGUUUUCCACCUGAGCCCCACCACCAUCUGUGGAGCACAGAAAGCUUACACUCCUCACCCAUUCAGAGAAACCAUGUGAAUGUAAACCACAGUGUCUCUCUGUUUGAACGUUAUGUUGUGGUUUAGUGUAUCGUAUAUGUGGACAUAUGCCAAAAUAUGUGUGCGUGUGUGUCUGCAAACAAUAACAGUAAGAGAUGUAUUGUUUUUAUUGUUUAUUGUGGGAAGCCCUCUUAUUUUCAAUGGUAACAUCCAAAUUCUUUUCUGAAAUUAAGUGAACAUUUUACUGUCUCGUUUUCCCUGCAGUGAUUACCUCAAAAAUGUUGUCUACUGUGAGCGGACCCCAGAUGGUCACAGUUCUAGUGUCUCUGUUUCAGUAGAACACUGUCCUUUGAUCAUUUGUUUUGCUGUAUUCAUUUAGAAACGAUGGUCCAGUGUUUCCGUGCCGCUAGAAUGGCACAAUGCUGUCUUUUGCAUUUGCUGUUAAAAAAACACAACUUUGGGAAACACUUAGUACUAAUGGAUGAUGCAGAUUACGCUAGAUGUUCUAUGUAUUCUUCUUGGUGCAACAUUGACAUGUGCUUUUCGAUUCAUUGUGUAUAAAUGUGGACCACUUUCAUUCAUAUGCGGUAUAGACUGAGACCUGCUUCAACCGACUUCCGAAUGGUUUCGUUGUCUGUCUGCAUAGAUGAGUAGCACCAUACAGUAUUUAAGGGACACUCACUUUGCUUGUUGCUGUCACAGACGAUUGAGAUCAGGUUCUUCUGUGCAUUAAUGAGGUGUUUAGCAUAGCUUGGCAUUUGUGUGGAAGAUGAAACCUGUGCGGAAGCCUGGUACAGAGUGGCCUAUGGAUCAGAAGGGAAACCUUCACGGAGUCUGAACAGCUAGUUAGCUUUGUGCUAAGCUGUGCUAAACCUCAGGGCCUUUACUUUAUGUAGAGUAGUAGCUUGAGUAUUCUCAUCUGCCUGGACAACAAGCAGGACACUGAUGUGUACGUGAACCCGCUCAUCCCAGGUGAAUUACUUGUGCUGUCUGUGAAAACAGCUGUAGUGAUUGUAUUCUGCAUCUCUCAUCACCUGGAACGUUUGCCUUAUGUUGGAGUCAUUCGUGAUCAUGCAAAUGCAGAAGGUUCCAUUCUGUGUUCAAGUGUUGAAGUAUUGUCAAUGAAAUAAAAUGUUUUCUUACAUAGGUUUGACUUGUCUUAAACUGACCGGUACAUUUACAGGACUCACACUAGUUAUGACAGCUCUUGUGACUGUUUGUUUCACAACCAACUAUUUAUACAGUAUUUGGACACUGUGGCUACAGUACACAAACGAGCACUGGUCAGGAUUGUCUGCAGAUAUUUCCAGAUCAUCCUUUCGACAGUCAGCAAAGCUACUUCCACAGAACCGUCUCAGUCAUCCUUACUUAAAAGUUACUGGUAGUUGCACAACAGUCUGGUAGUUAGAGUAAGAGGCGCGCUGAGGAGGCAGCUCAGUAGUCGCUUCUCGUUCCUGAAGUCCUAAACCCGAUAACGACCGCUUCAGGCUCCAAUUCAGUACCUGAUACUUCCACGAACCGCACCAGUCGCCUUUAAGCCGCCCCUCCUCACUCGCCAGCGUCACACUCCCUCCGCACUCGUACUUUCUUUCCCCCCGGUCUCCAACUUUUCUUCAGGCUUCAACACGCACUUUGUCCGAACCGAUGGUUUCGUGCCACCGCGGCAGUGGCGGAUGAAAUGGAUCCGUGCGGGAUUUGUGCGCGUCGCUUCUGACAGCUGAGAGUCUUUGGCAAUGCCACCAUCCCCUCUCUCAUGACACAAUGAGGACCCACACCCGUGGGGCCCCUACGGUGUUCUUCAUAAGCCUGCUGUGGCCCCUGCUGGCCCCGCUGGUGGUGGUGGCAGCAGAAGUGGACCCCAGUGGGGGAAUCCACUUCACAGGAGGCAACUAUGAUGGGCACCCCAUGCUGUACUUCAGUCGUGGGGAUGUGGAGAACCUGCAGUAUGCAGCGGUGGGGACUCAUCGGGACAUGGCCAGAAGGAUCCGCGAGGCUGCAGAAAUAAUGCUGGAACACCCAGAGGAGUACCUGCCCCCGUGGAACCCAUCCGAGUUCAGCGCCCGAUGGAACGAGGUGUACGGAAACAACCUGGGAGUGCUGUCCAUGUUCUGCCUGCUGUACCCUCACAGGGCUGGGGCCCUUGACCUGGCCAAGGACUACAUGGAGAGGAUGGCGGCUCAGCCUAGUUGGCUGGUCAAAGACGCCCCCUGGGAUGAGGUUCCCCUGGCCCACUCUCUGGUUGGAUUCGCCACCGCAUACGACUUCCUGUAUGAGUACUUAAACAAAGGCCAGCAGGAGCGUUUCCUGCAGACAAUCGGCAACGCGUCGCGCCUGAUGUACGAGAAGUCGUACGUUCGAGGCUGGGGCUUCCAGUACCUGCACAACCACCAGCCCACCAACUGUGUGGCGCUGCUCACUGGGAGCCUGGUUUACAUGACCCAAGGUUACCUUCAGGAGGCCUACCUGUGGACCAAGCAGGCCCUGUCCAUCAUGGAGAAGUCCAUGGUCCUUUUGCAGGAUGUGACGGAUGGCUCCCUGUAUGAAGGAGUAGCGUAUGGGACGUACACCAGCCGCUCUCUGUUCCAGUACAUGUUCCUGGUGCAGCGCCAUUUUGCCAUCAGCCACUUUGACCAUCCAUGGCUCCUUAAACACUUUGCCUUCCUCUACAGGACCAUUCUGCCUGGAUUCCAGCGGACUGUAGCCAUCGCUGAUUCCAAUUACAACUGGUUCUAUGGGCCAGAGAGCCAGCUGGUGUUCUUGGACCGCUACGUGUUGCGUAACGGCAGUGGAAACUGGCUGGCAGAUAUGAUUCAUCAACACAGGGUGGUGGAGGGGCCGGGCCAGGCAGGCAAAGGCCAGCGCUGGUGUACCCUCCACACAGAGUUCAUCUGGUAUGACCCCAGCUUAGACCCCAGGCCGCCGUCAGAUUUUGGAACAUCCCAACUGCACUACUUUGAGGACUGGGGCGUAGUCACAUAUGGCAGCGCUCUACCUGCUGACGCCAACCGCACCUUUGUAUCCUUCAAGUCGGGGAAGCUUGGAGGACGUGCCAUCUUCGACAUUGUCCACAAGAACAAGUACAAACAGUGGAUUAAAGGGUGGAGGAACUUCAACGCUGGUCACGAGCACCCGGAUCAAAAUACUUUUACUUUCGCACCCAAUGGCGUCCCCUUCAUCACAGAGGCACUGUACGGACCCAAGUACACGUUAUUAAACAAUGCUGUUCUGUUUGGCUCGGUUGUCCCAGGAAGCUGCUUUAAGCCAUGGGCUGGACAGGUGACAGAGGCCUGCGACUCCAAGUGGUUGAAGUACAAGGUGGGGCUGGCAGCCGACGCCCAGGGCAGAGUAGAAGCUGCCAUGGAGAGACAGGGAAUGGUCUUUAUUCGAGGAGAGGGACACUCUGCUUAUAACCCAGAGCUGAAGAUCAGAAACUUUCAAAGGAACCUGCUCCUCCUUCACCCACAGCUCUUACUCCUUGUGGACCACAUCCACCUGGAACCUGAGAGCCCGACCAGGGCCAUGAGCGCCUUCUUCCACAACACUGAGCUGCCAUUCCAGGACACACAGGUAGACGGUGUUCAUGGAGCAUUUGUAUCACACGGUGAGGAGAAAUAUAAGAUGUUCUGGAUGGAUGAUGGUGGCUACAGUAACAAAGGAGUGCUAGGCUAUUGGAAUUACCCUCGAGGCUACCCAUACAACGGCUCCAACUAUGUGAAUGUCACAAUGCUUUUGAGGUACCCUCAUACUAGGGUGGCCUACAUAUUCUUCGGACCAGGCGUGGAUGUACAAAGCUUCAGCCUACGUGGUGAUGACCAAAGAGUGGAUGUCUACCUGGCCACUAAAGAUCACACUUACACUGUUUACCUGCUGACUGGAGAGGUGACCAGCAAGCCCUUGUUUGCCAUGGUGCUGCUGGAUCACAAGAAGAUUGUGUUUGAGAAGGCGGCGGCCACAGUGGACACCUCCCCGGUGGAGGUAGAGGAGUACAUUAACGUGAUGGAGGACAACCUUCAGCAUGUCAAGCCCGUCUUCCAGCAGAUGGAGAGACACAUUCUUGGACGGGUUCUCAACACAGCCAGCUUCCGUAAGACUGCGGAGCGCCUCCUCCAGUUCUCUGACAAGAAGAAGACUGAGGAGAUCAUCGAGAGGAUGUUCGCUAUGUCCAAGAAGCAGGGCAAGGGAAAAGGAGGGAGGAAGGUGAGUCUUGGAGACAAGCUAUCUGAGAGUCUACCUGACAUUUUUGCACAGAUUGAAGUGAGUGAAAAGAGGGAGAGACAGAGGACCUCAAAACGUACAUAUGAGGACAGUCCAGAAGAAGGAGAUGCAGAUUCACGGGCUUUUAUAGAAUAUACAGACGGACGCAAAAACAGGAAGGGUGGCUUUGUGAAGGGACGCAGAUUUAAGGAGGUUCACAUGGCGCCUACAGCGGGGAGUGAGGGCCUCCCCAGCACUGCCUCCUACAUCAGACUCUUCCUCCUUCUCAACAUGGCCACCUUCUUUUUACUUCUGGCUGUGUUACUGACUCGCUUUCAGAGGGGUCGAAGCCUGCACACUCAGAGGUGCUUCUACACCGUCCUCCUGAUCGACUGCUUCAUCUUGCUUUACCUCUACUCCUCCUGCUCCAGUACACAGUGCUGACAUCAUCCAACCACAGAUGAAACAACCAUAGAUGAAACAAUUGCGUAAUAUUAGGGCCACUCUUAGAAAGAGUCUGUCAAAAGUCAUAAUAUUACAAUAAUCAACACAAAACUUUUAGCUUCUAGACUUUUUUACAAUUUAGAAAGAAAUAACUGUUUUCAAAUUCGUUAAUAACAAAAUGUUGAAAUGAGCUAAGUAUUUAUUGGGUACAAUCUACUUUAGUCCAAUACACAAACUCUCAUUCAUUCUACUUUUGCAGUGUUACGUAUAAUUUCUCGUAUAUAUGCAGUACACAAACACCUUUUACUGCUUAGAUACAUUAAACUCUAAAUGUCACACUACCAGGUUUUAGCAGAGAUAAUUGAAAUGCAAACAGUAGAUUUAGGAUUUUUCUUAACUUACGACUGUAUAUUCUUUAACUUUGAAUAUUAUUAUUAUUAUUAUUAUUAUGUCUUUCAUGAUAUCAAAUUUGUUUCUGUAAUAUUAUGAGUUUAAUGAUCAUCCCUUUAGUUUAAUUUUGUUUUUAUUUGUGUUUUAAUAACAUGAGGAUUUGCUUGUUAUUAUUAUGGAUUCUGUGACUUAUAUUUGUAUAUUCAUGUUAUAUACCAUAAAUUUAUUUUUCUAUUAUUAGUUUUUCUAGUCUAGAGUUAUUAUUUUUCCUUUUAUACCAUUGCCCCAAACCAUGAUAACUAUUCGAGAUAUUUUCUAAGAAUGGUCCUAAUACUGUCUCUGUGGUGUAUGGGAAAACACAUUAUUUCAAAUGUUGUAACCAGACCACCUCUGAUGUAAUGAGUUUCUGUAGAGCCUUAGUCUGUGUUUGUUCGUAUAGAGCAUUGUAUCGAGGUCAGCCACUAUAAUGCAGUCACCACACCUAUACUUGAGCUUUAUUUUUGUCUACAUCAUUUAGCGUAAUACAUUUAAAUGUACAUAUGUGAAAGCAAGAUAUAUUUUGCUGUCUCUUUUUUAGCACUUGUAACUACUACAUGACAGUUCAUCGUGGUGUGUGUCCAGUGUAAAUAUCAUUGAAAGAAAUCACUGAUGCAGUGACUUUUGCUACAACAAGUAGACAAGACCAGCACAAACACAUGAACACAGGAUAAUUCAACAACAGCACAAAAGUUGACUUCUGUCAUUUUUUCAAAAUUCGAAGAUAAAUAUUGACAGUCUUGGUUAUUACCAGGACAUGAUGGAAAUAAAAAUUACAUUUUUGAUUAGUUUAGUGUCUUUUCAGCACACUUCAGCACGUUUUUUCCAACGUGCUUCACUCACUAUAUCUGUGAAUAUCAUUAUCAUCAUUAUCAAUAUCAUAUCAGAAUCAUUUGCUUAGCACUCAGUACUGGCUUAUAGCAUUUGUUUAAUCAUAAACAUUCUGUUCAUUCUGAUGCUUUUUCAGCCAAUGGUCUUUUGAUGGUUCCCCAUUCAUAAAAUGCAAAUGCAAUGCACAGAUUGCCCUGAGUGAUCCUAAAGAGAUGUAUUUUGGUUGUGUUCAUUCCCAGACAGUCCUGACACAUAUGUUGUACAGUUCCAAGCACAGCUUUAGACACUCUCACCUCCUCAUCCUACAUGCUUCAACGUGCCAGUGUCAUCCACUGUAAACCCAGCAGCUCUUCACAGUACAGACGAUGAUGCAGACAAGAUAAACAGUCAUUUAAAAUGUCGCCAGUCAGAAAUUAGUACUGUGUAAUAUCAUCAGCAGAAUAAAGUUCUUUUUACAGCA